Molecule: messenger RNA, 1200 nt
Organism: Alternaria burnsii
Lineage: Eukaryota; Fungi; Ascomycota; Dothideomycetes; Pleosporales; Pleosporaceae
Exons: 2
Coding region: 1-1200 (399 amino acids)
Source: RefSeq, a predicted model, not a curated record
AUGGCCACGGCCGAAGCUGCAUCGAGACCCCAUGACCGACACCCGCGCAAACGACCCUUUGCCGGUUGGAUGAAGCGUCUUGCCAAUCUCAAGCCCUCAUCGUCCGACGCCCCAGGCAAGAAGGGCAACACCGUUAAGAAAGGCGCCGCGAAGAACAACCCCUAUCCCGAGUCUGGCUACAUCAACACCAAUGUAGCCCCGGCCGAUAACUCCUCCGUAUCCACUCCCGCCACACAGCGAUCGCAUGACAGCUACACGUCCAUCGAGGAGCCCGCAGCCGGACAGCGGCAAGGUGUAGAGAAGAGCAACAAAUCCACAGCACCUACCGUAGCCACAGUCCCUGAAACCGUGCACUCCACAAGAUCAAAGGCAGAGACAGGCGGCAGCAACUUUGUCAACGGCGGCAGCACCUUCUCGUCGCCAAAUGGCUCAGAACACUCCCUCACCACGACUCUGACGACGAUACAAUCAACCGCGCCCUCAAAUGUCCUCAACUUUGGCCAGACGCAGAACCAGAAUAAUGCGACAAGCUCAAGCGCCACGCCCGUCCACUUCUCGCAUCAGUUCCCCGCAUCCCCGCCGCCGUCAGCUAUACCGCCGCAUCUGGCGCCCCAGCAGCAGCCCAACUCAUAUCAGGGCGCUACCGCGAACAACAUCCUGACCGACAACGCGUCUAUCCUCACCCUCGCCUCAUCCUCGAAGCGUCGCCGUCGCAACUCCGUAGAUACCAAUGCUUCGAUGCGAGCACUAGCCCCCUCAUCGCAUUACGGAGGCAGUCGCGAGUCGCUGCCGCUCAGCGUACUCUCAGCCAACCCAGACACCAUAUAUUCGCCUUCCAACAGGCCAAGCAAUGUCGGUGCUUUUGUAAAUGCCGAGCGCGCGAGCGUCUACUCAGCGUCUGGUGUCACUGCGCCGGUACUACCCAGCGAGCGCAACAGCUACUAUGCGACCAAACAAGCCGACGGACUCAGUGUGCGCAGUGGGCUCCUUGGCCACGGCCGCACUGAUAGUAUCAGCAGCAUGCGCGCCACGCCUACUAGCCCACUCGCUAGCCCACGCGACCCCAUGGGUCCCGCCAGAAUCAGCCGAAAGAGCUCAGAGUGGAAAGACGCGAGGGAAGCAAGUGAUGAGGAUGAGGCGCCUACGAGCCCCAUUGUUGAAGAGCGUGAGGAUAAGCCGGCGCCAAAUGCGCAGACCUAG